This is a messenger RNA of Branchiostoma belcheri (Belcher's lancelet), 1402 nucleotides long. RefSeq names its product slit homolog 2 protein-like. The record is from RefSeq and is a predicted model, not a curated record. Lineage: Eukaryota; Metazoa; Chordata; Leptocardii; Amphioxiformes; Branchiostomatidae. Bases 16 to 1335 code for a protein of 439 amino acids. Gene Ontology annotation, molecular function: protein binding. The transcript has 2 exons.
CUUAAAUUGGACACAAUGGCAGAGAGGUACAUUCUCGUCCUGGGUGUUUUGCUGGCGGUCCUGUCCGGGACCACGGGGUGCCCGAAGUACUGCGACUGCCGCUCCGGUGGUCAGCACGAGUACUCUGUCACCUGCCAGGGACCAAACAUCACCGCAGUACCACGGGACGUACCGAAGAACACGACUGUUCUUGUCAUAGGUGAGCACUCAUUUCUAACUCUUCUUCCUUUCAGGUUGUCCACUUUGAAUCUUAACAACAUCACAAGCAUCCGAAGAGCGGGAACCCUAGAUCCGAAAGCACUCUGUGGCUCUGACGCUUUAGACAAAAUCUCCCUGAGCCACAACAACAUUUCAACUCUACCUAUCGACGUUUUUGCCUGUACAUCAACUCUGAGUUUCUUGUACUUAUCCCACAACGAACUAACGGAGGUCCCGCCAGGCCUGUUUACCGGUAUGAAACAGCUGUACAGCCUGGAUCUUUCCUACAACCGUCUGAGCAGACUGCAACCCAAGUCAUUCGACGGGUUUGAAAAAAUGACGUUCCUGGAUAUGGGAGGAAACAACUUCACCAAUGUCGCUCACGUGGUUCCCGCUUUCUCAGGGCCCUCCUCACUUUACUUCCCCGCCUUGUACCAGAACAAUAUCGUAUAUCUGGGACCAGACUCGUUCUCAGGGGUCACGUCCGCCACCUUUCUCAACUUCGCAGGCAACAGAAUACGGAUUAUAGAGGAGGUCGCGUUUUCGCCGUCGUCGUUUUCAAAUCUGACCGAAGUCAUGCUCGACCAGGGAAAUCUGCUCCAUUUCCUCCCUGGUAAAAUAGCAGAGGGACUUCCAAAGUUGCUGAGCCUAGCUAUUGACGGCUGUCCCUUUAAGUGUGACUGUCAGCUGAAAGAUUUAGCCGCAUGGGUUCAGAGUAGGCAACCACAUUCCUAUCCCUACGUGGACGUCGUUUGCGCCAGCCCGCCAAAGUUGAGCGGUAAAUAUCUGUCAGACAUACCGCUGAGCGAGCUGACAUGUGACUGUGAACAUGAGCAGGCUCCGUCCAUAGACACCAGCGGCAGCGAUGACCACAUCCAGGAGGGACAAAGCGCUAUGCUCAACUGUCGCGUGACUGGCUGCCCCCUGGCGGAAAUAUUCUGGACUACACCUGGUGGUGACAUGUUGGCGGUGGGUUGGGGGUUCCCGAGAAUGGAAGUGAUCGACAUAGAGAAUAGCGGCACGCUGUCCAUCCAGCAUGCCACUGUGGGAGACAUCGGGGACUACGUCUGCACGGCGGUCAACUAUCGCGGGAAAACUAGCAAAACCGUUCAUCUGCAGGUGGACAGGAAGCCGUGAGAGAAAGGAAAGGUUUCAUCCCGCCCACCUACACCCAAACCUAAAUCGCACAUAUCGCUAUAGCUAA